Molecule: messenger RNA, 4328 nt
Organism: Haliaeetus leucocephalus (bald eagle)
Lineage: Eukaryota; Metazoa; Chordata; Aves; Accipitriformes; Accipitridae
Gene: PHF2
Product: PHD finger protein 2
Exons: 21
Coding region: 137-3280 (1047 amino acids)
Biological process (GO): protein demethylation; regulation of transcription by RNA polymerase II
Molecular function (GO): transcription coregulator activity; histone demethylase activity
Source: RefSeq, a predicted model, not a curated record
CCCGUCUCCUCGACAUUGCAAAUUCGCCGGCGUUUCGGCAGGAGCAGCAGCCGAAGCGACCCCGCGGCAGGAGCCGCCGCCAGCCCCGCUCGCUCGGCUCCUCCGGGCGUCCAGCCUUGUUUUGAAGGGAGCUAACAUGGCGACGGUGCCCGUCUAUUGCAUCUGUAGGCUGCCCUACGACGUAACCCGCUUCAUGAUCGAGUGCGAUGCCUGCAAGGACUGGUUUCACGGCAGCUGUGUGGGUGUUGAAGAAGAAGAGGCACCAGAUAUAGACAUCUAUCAUUGUCCAAAUUGUGAGAAAACCCACGGCAAGUCUACUUUGAAAAAGAAAAGAAAUUGGCAUAAACACGAUACCGGACAGACGACAGAGGUCAAACCUGUACAGAACGGGAGCCAAGUCUUUAUAAAAGAACUUCGAAGUCGUACUUUUCCAAGUGCUGAAGACAUAGUCGUGAAAGUGCCGGGCAGCCAACUAACAACAGAGUAUUUGGAAGAAAAUGGCUUUGCAGAGCCCAUCCUUGUCCCAAAGAAGGAUGGCCUGGGUUUGUCUGUACCUGCACCCACCUUCUACGUCAGCGAUGUUGAAAACUAUGUUGGACCAGAGAGGAGUGUUGAUGUCACUGAUGUCACCAAGCAGAAAGACUGCAAGAUGAAGCUCAAGGAAUUUGUGGAUUACUACUACAGCACAAACAGGAAAAGGGUCCUCAAUGUGACCAACCUGGAGUUCUCGGACACGAGGAUGUCCAGUUUUGUAGAGCCUCCAGAUAUAGUUAAGAAGUUGUCCUGGGUGGAAAACUAUUGGCCUGAUGACGCUCUUCUGGCUAAACCAAAAGUUACCAAGUACUGCCUGAUCUGUGUGAAGGACAGCUACACAGAUUUCCACAUAGAUUCGGGAGGAGCUUCUGCAUGGUACCAUGUGCUGAAGGGAGAAAAGAUAUUUUAUCUCAUCAAACCAGCCUCUGCAAAUAUUUCUCUUUAUGAACGCUGGCAAUCGGCAGCAAACCACAGUGAGAUGUUUUUUGCAGACCAAGUAGAUAAAUGUUACAAAUGCACAGUUAAACAAGGACAGACACUCUUCAUUCCAUCAGGUUGGAUAUAUGCAACUCUAACACCUGUAGACUGCCUGGCCUUUGCAGGACAUUUUCUACAUAGUCUAAGUGUUGAAAUGCAGAUGAGGGCAUAUGAAGUAGAAAGACGAUUGAAAAUUGUCAGUCUGACCCAGUUUCCAAACUUCGAAACUGCAUGUUGGUAUAUGGGAAAGCAUCUACUAGAGACUUUCAAAGGUUUGCAUAAAGCUGGGCAACAACCUCCUGCUCAUUUACUCCAAGGAGCAAAAAUUCUCAAUGGUGCUUUCAGGUCAUGGACUAAAAAACAGGCUUUAGCAGAGCAUGAAGAUGAACUACCAGAAAACUUCAAACCAGCACAACUUAUCAAGGACCUUGCCAAAGAAAUAAGAUUAAGUGAGAAUGCUUCGAAAGCCAGCAAAGCAGACACGAGUGCCAACACAAAUGCUGAGGAGAUCUGUCCUGUGGAGAAGGAGGAGGCACCAUCACCCGUCCAAGUGACGCCUCCACCCCCACCUGUAGAAAAGCUCCCUAAAAAAAAGACUCCCAAAACUGUGAAAACCCCCAAACAACUCAAGCCAUCCAAACCCCCCAAACCUCCCAAGCCACCCAAACCCCCUAAGCCUCCCAAAACACCAAAAGUUAAGGGAGAAGGAAAAAAGAAAGGAAAGAAGGCAAAAGAAAGUCCACCGCCAGCCAUCCCGAAUCUCGACUUGCUGGAGGCACACACAAAGGAGGCUUUGACAAAGAUUGAGACGCCAAAGAAGGGGAAGGCUGCAAAGAAUGUUUUAAGUGUUCCCAAUAAGGAAACUGCUAGUAAGCAGAAUGAGGUGGAGAAGUUUGAAGUUCGAGAGCAAAAUAAAAGCAAAACAGAAGCCAAAUGGAAAUAUAAGAACAGUAAACCUGAUUCACUUCUAAAAAUGGAAGAGGAACACAAAUCAGAAAAGACACCUUUAUCAGGAAAUAAGGACAACAAAUUUACAUUCUCUUUCUCUAAUAAGAAGUUGCUUGGUUCAAAGGGAGUCAAAACCCAGCUGAAUACUAGUGUGUUUGGAUCACUGCAGAAUUUUAAAGAAGACAAAGCAAAACCUGUACGAGAUGAAUAUGAAUAUGUGUCAGAUGAUGGUGAACUAAAAAUUGAUGAGUUUCCAAUCAGAAGGAAGAAAAACACUACAAAAAGAGAACUGCCCUUUUUAUCCGAUAAAAAAGACACUCUGCAGCACACUCCUGUUAAGAAGCCAAAGGUGGAGUCAGUAUCAUACAAGAGCGAUGACUCGUCAGAUGAAGAUUUGCUUCACAUUGACACAGAGGCAAAGCCAGGGCGCAAUUCCAAAGUAAAGAAAGAGAGUGGAAGUUCAGCAGGAAUUCUUGAUCUUUUGCAGGCAAGCAAGGAAGUUGGGGGUUUAGAGUAUAACACCAACAGUCAGCCACCUGCCUCACCCAGCACGCAAGAAGCAAUCCAGGGCAUGCUAUCGAUGGCAAACCUCCAGUCGUCAGAGUCCUGCCUCCAGACGUCAUGGGGUACCAAUCAGGCGAAAAAUAACUCCAUCUCCACACAAAACUCUAAAAAAACAGGUGGUGGCAGCAACAAAAAUGCCGGCAAGCGGUUACUAAAGAAAAGCACAAAGAACAGUAUUGACAUUGAAGAUUAUGAUGAAGACCAGGACCACUUAGAUGCCUGUUUUAAAGAUUCAGAUUACGUUUACCCUUCUCUUGAAUCAGAUGAAGAUAAUCCAGUAUUCAAAUCCCGAUCAAAGAAAAGGAAAAGUUCAGAUGAUGCCCCUUACAGUCCAACGGCACGAGUUGGCCCCUCAGUGCCUCGACAAGACAGACCGGUGCGAGAGGGCACAAGAGUUGCCUCCAUUGAAACUGGACUUGCCGCUGCUGCCGCGAAGUUGUCACAGCAGGAGGAACAAAAAGGCAAGAAGAAAAAAAAUACCAAAAAGAAGCUGUCAACCAACAACGCGAACAAACCGGCUCAGGAAGGCAGCUCGCCAGAGCCGAAGCUGGAGUCACAUGCCAGCAGCCUCACAGAUCACGAGUACACCGCAGGGGCCAGCACCUUUGGGGUCGCCCAGCCUAACAGGGGAUCGCAGCCGAUGGCACCCGGUGUUUUCCUCACACAGAGGAGACCCUCAUCAUCCUCGCAGAACAAUGCCUCCGCCAAAGGUACCAGGAAACGCCUGGGGUUAUGGUGUAGGAAUGGGGAAGGGUGAAUUGGUCAUGUAAUCCGUGCCUUUUGCAGGGCCCUCACAUGUUGUGUCUGCCGUGGGAAUGUAGAAGUGCUUCGGCAGGUCAGAUCUGGUCGGAGAUAGGGACCAUGGCCUUGGCUGUCCUGGCACUGGGGGCCCAAAUAUGCGUUUUGCUGCUGGGCUGAUUGCUGCAGGGUGUGAGGCAUCCCAUGCUAGGAAGUACUCCUGAGCAUGCCCCGAGGCUCCUGAGGAACACCUGCAGUGGUCACAUCACAGUCCAGCCUGUCUGGUGAAGCCUUGUCCGGGGGAAGAUGCAUCCGUGAAGGCUGUUCUGCCCAGGGCUAGGUCAGGCACUGCUGUGGCUGGGUGGUGUUUGCACAGCAAUACCAGUGCUGACAUGUACGUGAGGACAUCCUACCCAGCGGGUGUAGAGCAGUGCAAAUCUGCAAACCUGUCUUGAGAGUUGCCACAAGGGAGCAGAGGAAUAUCAAACCUUGGGAGUAACACAGCUACAUAACCAAAGCCAAGAGGGAGGAAGAGGUCACUUGUUUUCUGCUGUAGGGAAAGCAUUACAAAGCUGAGGCCGUCCUGGAGUCUGGGCUAGGACCUCCUCAUCUCUGCUUGAACUUUGCUCAGGAAGUGUGACAGAGGCAGGUGUGUGGGACAGGCACAGCGCAGUGUGAAGAUUAAGUGAGCGGCCCCACUGGGAGAGGCCCCGAGGUAAAAAGUGAGGCAACGUGGCAGAUGUUUCCCGCAUUCCCCUAUGUUUGUAGUGGAGCAAAUUACAGGUAGUGCACAGUGUCGUGGCAAACAGUAGAACAUCAGAGCAGCUUGAAUGGGCCAUACAGGAGGGCAUGCAUAGCCCAUGGUAGGUGCUAGGGUCCUGCCAGGAGCUGGUAAUACCUGUGGCUGUCUGCAGAACCAGAGUGGAAUGAACGUUUUUUGCCUGGAAUUGUGUCUGUGGUGAAAUGGUUGCAUUAGUGAAACAGGUCCAAGCCAGUGGAAGAUGUGAUGGGAAGAGGAGUGCUGAAUGGAGCUGAACCCCAGUCUGGCCGGUGAGGUGGGCGGCCCA